ACGGCUGUUGUUAGCUGCGUACCCCCUCCCUCAGCCGAGCUAACUUUAACGGAAAAGUCACGUUUUGAGCCCCACGAUGUCCGGGCACGGUCAUGGACACGGGCACGGCUGCGGGUGUGAGGGGGAGCACGAACCCGCGGAGAGGGGUCUGGAGUACGGGUUGUACAGGCGGAUCGACGCGGAGAAGCUCCAGUGUCUGAACGAGAGCAGAGACGGGGACGGGAAGCUGGUGUUCAAACCCUGGGAUCAGCGGAACGAACGGGACAAGUAUGUGGACAGCGAUGCAGAUGAAGAGCUGCUGUUCAACAUCCCUUUUACAGGCAGCGUGAAGCUAAAAGGCAUCAUCAUAUCUGGAGAGAACGACGACUCGCAUCCAGCUGAGAUCAGACUGUACAAAAACAUCCCUCACAUGUCCUUUGACGACACCGGCCGAGAACCUGAACAAGCCUUCAGACUCAACAGAGACCCUCUGGCUGAGCUGGAGUACCCGACAAAGAUCGCUCGCUUCUCCAACGUUCAGCACCUCUCCAUCCACAUCUCCAAGAACUUUGGAGACGAGAACACCCGGGUCUACUACAUCGGUCUGAGGGGGGAGUACUCCGAGGCUCACAGGCAUGAAGUGACCAUCUGUAACUACGAGGCCUCGGCGAACCCCGCAGAUCACAAAGUGGAGAGCAUCAUCCCGCAAACCAACUUCAUUUCCUGAAAGCGUCAGAGAGUGGUGAGGAUGAAAGAGGACGAGGAGGAUUAGACGGAGGGGCGUCUGCUUGACAGAGGUCAAAGUUAAGAUGAGCCGAGGUCAACUGUUCGCGCCGCGUGUUUCGGUUGAACUCGACGGCCGACUGAGCACAGAGAUCUGAAGAGCAGCGAGCUUCAGGUGUGUGUGGGACUGUGCCAGGUUUUGCGCUGUUUUCUACUUAAAGAGUGAAGGCUUAAUGUGGGCACAAAGCUUCAUAAUAAAUAAAUAAAUAAAUGCAUGAAACAUCUCACGUCUGUUUUUACCUGUGAUUUCUCAUUCACAUUGAAAAUAUCUACAGAUUCAAUAAAGUGACGGCUACUCUAAUAAAAACGCUGAAACUAAA
Labrus mixtus (cuckoo wrasse) is the source of this 1082-nucleotide messenger RNA. It is a transcript of the gene pithd1, whose product is annotated as PITH (C-terminal proteasome-interacting domain of thioredoxin-like) domain containing 1. The transcript has 6 exons. NCBI's taxonomy places the organism in Eukaryota, Metazoa, Chordata, Actinopteri, Labriformes, Labridae. The record is from RefSeq and is a predicted model, not a curated record. Bases 77 to 706 code for a protein of 209 amino acids. Gene Ontology annotation, cellular component: nucleus.